UAUUUUUUAUUUAGUGUUUUCGUCGUAGUUGCUGUGAGAUUGCCGCACGUGGAAUUAAAUUUUGGAAAACAACGCAAUUGCCGAGAAAGGAAAUAUUCACAUCAUGGAAGUGGAGAACAUCAAGGCGGAUGCCUUCGAGCCGUUGAAGAGGGCUACCAAGCGCAGUGCCGCCGGGAGCAGCCAGCAGGACACUGAGAUGCAGGUGGACGAGGCGACUGGCAUCGAGGGCCAGGUACUGGGAUCCGGACGGGCAUCCGCCCCACCCAAGGCGAAGCGGGCUAGGAGCGAGCUGCGCAAGGUGUCUGUGCCGCCUCACCGUUACUCCUCGCUGAAGGAGCACUGGAUGAAGAUCUUCACGCCCGUCGUUGAGCACAUGAAGUUACAGAUACGCUUUAACAUGAAGGCGCGCCAGGUCGAGCUUCGCGUCGGCCCGGAGACGCCGGACAUUGCCAACCUGCAGCGGGGAGCGGACUUUGUGCGUGCCUUCCUUUGCGGCUUUGAGGUGGAUGACGCCCUGGCUCUCCUGCGCUUGGAGGACCUCUUCGUGGAGUCCUUCGAGAUUAAGGAUGUUAAGACGUUGCGCGGUGACCAUCAGUCGCGUGCCAUCGGUCGCCUGGCCGGCAAGGGCGGACGCACCAAGUUUACCAUCGAAAACGUGACCAAGACCCGCAUUGUGCUCGCCGACAGCAAAAUCCACAUCCUGGGCAGUUACCAGAACAUCCAGUUAGCGCGCCGUGCUGUCUGUAACCUGAUCCUUGGAUCUCCACCCAGUAAGGUGUACGGCAACCUGCGCUCUGUGGCCUCGCGUCUCUCGGAGCGCAUGUGAUCGGGAAGAAGAUCGGCUUUCGGGUCUGUGAUCUCGCCCCACCGCAGAAGGAAAACUUAGUUUGUUUUUUUAGCAUUAGCAAUAAAUAAUAAAUAUAACAUGUA
This is a messenger RNA of Drosophila serrata, 930 nucleotides long. Its product is annotated as RNA-binding protein pno1. Gene Ontology annotation, molecular function: RNA binding. Gene Ontology annotation, cellular component: nucleus. NCBI's taxonomy places the organism in Eukaryota, Metazoa, Arthropoda, Insecta, Diptera, Drosophilidae. The record is from RefSeq and is a predicted model, not a curated record.